Panicum virgatum (switchgrass) is the source of this 2501-nucleotide messenger RNA. Its product is annotated as U-box domain-containing protein 70-like. The record is from RefSeq and is a predicted model, not a curated record. Bases 83 to 2269 code for a protein of 728 amino acids. NCBI's taxonomy places the organism in Eukaryota, Viridiplantae, Streptophyta, Magnoliopsida, Poales, Poaceae. The transcript is spliced from 9 exons. Gene Ontology annotation, molecular function: protein kinase activity; ubiquitin-protein transferase activity; ATP binding. Gene Ontology annotation, biological process: protein phosphorylation; protein ubiquitination.
CCGCGGCCAACAGCUGCGCUCUGGCCUGCGGCCGGGGCCCGCCGGCCGCCGCUCGCCGGAGGGGCGGAGCGCGGCGUCUGCGAUGCCCUGCCGAGGACGACGGGUCCGUGGUCUCGCUGUUGCGCCCGCGCAUCCACUCCCAUGGUCCACCGUCAGCGGUCUCCACGCCCGGUGCCCGGGCGUUCGGGGAAUCGGGGCUCUCGAGUCCGUGUCCACGUCGGGCCACCAUCACUUUCGAGCCUGCCUGAACCCAGAGAGGCAGAAGAGCCUUUUUAGAGACAAGGUGUUCGUUGCAAUUCCUGAGGAGCCUUGGGAUGCUAAAUCUGUGCUAUCUUGGGUUAUUGAUCAUGCAUCUGAUAGUGCAGAGAUCAUCAUCAUCCACAUAGUAACUGCACCAAACUUCGAAAGCCGGCAGCAAAUUUUGGACAGCUACCUGGAUGAAUGCUUAAGAAAAAAGGUUAGGGCUGAGAAACGGGUGUUUCUAUUCACCAAAAUCGAUGAGGGGCUUAUUCAUCUGAUAAAAAUAUAUGGGGUCACUGAACUUGUUAUGGGUGCAGCUGCAAAUAGACAUUACAGGAGGAAAAUGAAAGCACCAGAGUCUCAGACAGCAAGGAACGUGAUGCAACAAGCUCACUCACACUGCAACAUAUGGUUUAUUUGCAAAGGAAAGCUAAUAUUUUUCAGGGAAGCAAAUUACUGCCUACUGACCAAGUCAAAAUCAGCACGACCAACUUGUAGUGUUGGCAAUCCCAAAAUGGAUCUUCAAAGUUAUAUUCAACCUAAUCUAGAGGCGAAAACAUCGGAAUAUAUGUAUAUUAAGGAAAUGAAACAAAGACAGGAAGCAGAGGAAGAACUCUCUCAACAAAAGAAAGAGAAAGAAUCUCUGAAGCAAGUAAUAUUAAUGCUCCAAAACGAGCUUGAUUGGUACAGAUACCAUUCGAAUGAGAAUGCCAAUGCGCUGCAGGAGGCAAACCAGCAGAAGCAUCUUCUGGAACACCACAUAUCAGAGUACAAUAAAGUAAAGCGGGAGCUAGAUGAUGCGGUUAAAGAGGCAAGGGGCAUGCGUAUGGAGAAAGAGCUCACAGCACCUUGUGCCUAUGGAGCAAUGAACUCUGAAUUCUCCUUGCUAGAGUUGGAACAGGCUACCCAGGUUUUUAGCAGUUCACUUAACAUUGGUCGAGGUGGAUUUGGAUCUGUCUAUAAAGGUUUUCUUCGCAGCACUACAGUAGCUAUAAAGAUACUCAAUACUGAAAGCUUGCAUGCCCAAUCACAGUUCCAGCAGGAGGUGGCGAUACUCAGUAGAGUGAGGCAUCCAAACCUAGUCACCCUUAUUGGGGCCUGUCCUGAAGCUUCAGCACUUGUUUAUGAGUUCUUACCAAAUGGAAGCCUAGAAGAUCGUCUAAACUGUCUUGACAACACCCUGCCACUCACUUGGCAGGUGCGUAUCCGAAUCAUCAGGGAGGUUUGCUCCGCACUGAUUUUCCUUCACAAGCACAAGCCUCAUCCUGUUGUGCAUGGGGACCUCAAGCCAGGCAACAUCCUCCUCGAUGCAAACUUACUGAGCAAGGUCAGUGACUUUGGGAUAUCCCAUAUUUUGCUGGAGUCCAGUGUCACUGGCAGCGACGCACACUUCACCUCCCAGCCUAUGGGGACACCAGCAUACAUGGACCCAGAGUUCUUUGGAACAGGAGAGCUUACACCACAGUCUGACACUUACUCCUUUGGUGUUACCAUCCUGCGCCUCUUGACCGGAAGGGCGCCUCUACGCCUCAUAAGGGUGGUGCAGGGGGCCCUGGACGAUGAUGACCUGCAUUCUGUGUUGGAUCACUCGGCAGGUGAGUGGCCUCUGGGGCAGGCAGAGCAGCUUGCAAGAAUUGGGCUGCAGUGCUCGGAGAUCAGCAGGCAGAAACGCCCUGAUCUUCAACGCAAUGUGUGGAGGGUGAUCGAUCCUAUGGUAAAGGAAGCUCCUGCACCAUUGUCACAAUCUUUUCGAUCCAUGUUCAGUGAAAGCAGUAGAGCUGUUACCACGCCAUCCUACUUCCUUUGCCCAAUCUCUCAGGUUGUCAUGAGAGAUCCUCAGGUGGCAGCAGACGGCUUCACCUACGAAGCUGAUGCUCUUAGACGUUGGCUGGAUAGUGGACAUGACACAUCUCCUGUGACAAAAAAAUCACUUUCAAACCGUGAUACCAUCCCUAAUCACGCACUGCGUUCAGCCAUCCAAGAAUUCCUCCGUCAGAACAAGCUGCAAGACCUAUUUGCACAGGGAUAGCAGCGGGCCACUUUUGGAGUUCUCUUUUAAAGGGUUACAUUUUUGAAGUUAAAGUGUGCCAACUGUUACGCCUAAUGUAAGCAAAUAGUUGAAGAUAAGGUAUUCGUUAGAGUUCACGAGUUGUAAAUGCAAAAUAAUUUUUUUAUGUGUACAUGACGUAUAUGGAUUCUGUGCUAGAGUUUGUUCAUGAUUUUCCCACAAGUGAUGCGGAUAAUGACACUUCAUUUCUCAA